UGAAAAUGGACCCCAAGAGGGCAAAAUCCUCGCCGGGAAAACGUUGCAACUACGACGCCGACCGACGUUUCCGGUGAGCAACGUCGUUUUUCCAUCUCCCGGUGGCCGUUUUUUGGCCGGCGCUGUUGUAACAGAGUGUUCACCUGGUUCUUCAGGACAAAUUCUCCAUUUCUGUUCAGGCUGAGGGAGACGGUAUGCAUUGAAAUGAACAAACAACGAAUUACAAGAUGAAGAUAGUUACUUACAACGUCAAUGGUCUUAGGCCACGCAUCGCACAGUAUGGUUCACUCCUUAAGUUGCUCGAUUCCUUCGAUGCCGACAUUAUCUGCUUUCAGGAAACGAAAUUAAGGAGGCAGGAAUUGCGAGCGGAUUUAAUCAUUGCUGAUGGUUAUGAAUCAUUCGUUUCAUGCACUCGUACCUCUGAGAAAGGUCGAACCGGCUACUCAGGGGUUGCUACGUUUUGCCGAGUUAAGUCAGCAUUUUCAAGUAAUGAAGUAGCCUUGCCAGUUCGGGCGGAGGAAGGCUUCACUGGACUUUUAGAAAGUUCGCACAAAGGAGAAGGCACAAUGCCUGCAGUUGCAGAAGGGCUUGAGGAAUUUUCGAAAGAGGAGCUCCUCAAAGUUGACAGAGAGGGGCGUUGUAUUGUCACAGAUCAUGGUCAUUUUGUUCUCUUCAAUAUUUAUGGACCUCGAGCUCAAAGUGAUGAUACAGAAAGGGUUCUAUUUAAGUCAAACUUUUACAAUAUACUACAGAAAAGAUGGGAGCACCUUCUGCGUCAAGGAAAAAGGAUAUUUGUUGUUGGUGAUCUCAAUAUUGCACCCACCUCUAUGGAUCAUUGUGAUGCAGGACCAGAUUUUGAGAAUAAUGAGUUUCGGAGAUGGCUGAGAUCUUUACUGGUGGGAUGUGGUGGUCAUUUCACUGACAUUUUCAGAGCGAAACAUCCCGAUCGAAACGAUGCAUAUACAUGCUGGCCUCAAAGUACAGGUGCCGAAGUAUUCAAUUAUGGGACAAGGAUUGACCAUAUUUUGUGUGCUGGACCAUGCUUACAUCCGGACAGCAACUUGCCAAGCCAUGAUAUUGUGAAUUGCCAUGUUCUGGAAUGUGACAUACUGUCACAGUAUAAACGCUGGAAAGAUGGAAAUUCAUUUAGGUGGAAAGGAGAGCAGACCGUUAAACUAGAAGGUUCUGAUCAUGCACCCGUUUAUGCAAGUCUACUGGAAAUCCCUGAUACCCCCCAACAUAGUGCUCCAUCUUUAUCUGCAAGAUACAAUCCCAAGAUUCACGGGCUUCAGCAAACGCUUGUAUCUAUGCUACUGAAAAAACAAGCUGCUGAAGGUUCAGCAACAUGCAAGAUAUCAAAUUCAUUUUCGAGUGGGAACGACGUCUUAGGGAAUUGUUCCCAGGGGCUCAAUGGAUCAUUUGAUAAUGGUGAUUUAUCAGGCCUUCUUCCUGGUGAAUCAUGUUCCUCGACAAACAUAGAAACUGAAGAUUCUCUAUUAAAAACAGAAGAGAGUUCCGGUGGAGGCUAUUCUGAGGAAGCUCCAUGCAACACCUUAAUUACGCACGAGUCUCUACAUACAAAAACAUUACCUGAGAAUGAAACUAGGAAAAGAGUAAGAAGGAGUUCCCAGAUGUCAUUAAAGUCGUUCUUCCAGACGAACUCGGUUAUUAGCAACGUUGCUGACAGCUCUAAUGCUAAUUCUACAAUUAACAAAGCAGAUACCUCCGAAUCUAAUCCUAUUGAAAUUCCUAGAUCAGAUACUCAUAUUACCGAUUCAGGGAAAUAUUUAGAAGAAAACCCGGAUCAGUCUCAUAUCAAUGCAUCUUCUGUAGAGAGAGAGAAGAGUGGCGUUGCCUUAUUGGAGUGGCGGAGGAUACAGCAGGUUAUGCAGAAUAGCAUACCUCUUUGCAAGCGCCAUAAGGAACCUUGUGUUGCUCGAGUAGUUAAGAAACAAGGUCCUAAUAAUGGCCGAAGAUUUUAUGUUUGUGCUCGUGCUGAGGGUCCCGCAUCGAAUCCUGAAGCAAAUUGUGGUUACUUUAAAUGGGCGGUUUCCAAAUCUCGGCAUAACUGAUGAUGGUAGUUGCUGAUUUCGUAAUACCAACUUGGCCAUAUUCAUUCCUUGUUAUGUAUCUCUUCAUGGAUGGCUGAGUCACUGACCGUCAGUUUUGUAAGUGUUCUCCUCUUCUUACCUGUUUAUAUGAAAUUCAAUUAUGUAGCUAGCUGGAAUCAGCUCCAUUCAGUAAUGCCUUGUGCACAUAAAAUUGUCAUUUCUUUUCCUUAAUGAUAAUAUGAAUUAGAAACCACUUUCUUUACCAAAACACACCCACAAAACCAACAUUUGCUUCAGGAAAUUAUGAUCCAACUGUCCUGGCUUUGCAAUGGCUUGUUAAAAAGCAGAAAUUAUGAUCCAACUUAUCUGCAAUUGGCAUAGUGACGAUUGUUUGCAAUAUGGAUCCUCCUAUGCUCUUUGAACAAAGUGGCUGGGUGGUUUGCUGGGAAAGCUAAAGAGGUAUGCUGGUUCAGUGUUCACCAUUACCUAAAGCUCUGACAUUUUUUUUUUAUUAUUAUUUGCUUGUGAACUUGCUACACUAAAUUAGGAGCCUUUGCAUGCAUAUUCUGUUGAGAACCUCAAUGAAGAGAUGAGCCAUAUAACAUUUCUCCUCCCCUUCUUCACACACUGAUUAAGAACCAUGAAUUCAGUAGAAGAUCUCCAUUUCGAUCAGACGUCAAUUGAACCUUUCUCCUUCCUCUAAACCUCCUACA
Molecule: messenger RNA, 2764 nt
Organism: Cucurbita moschata (crookneck pumpkin)
Lineage: Eukaryota; Viridiplantae; Streptophyta; Magnoliopsida; Cucurbitales; Cucurbitaceae
Product: DNA-(apurinic or apyrimidinic site) lyase 2
Exons: 10
Coding region: 228-2072 (614 amino acids)
Biological process (GO): base-excision repair
Cellular component (GO): nucleus
Molecular function (GO): DNA-(apurinic or apyrimidinic site) endonuclease activity; phosphoric diester hydrolase activity; double-stranded DNA 3'-5' DNA exonuclease activity
Source: RefSeq, a predicted model, not a curated record